AUUGGUCAGAAAAGGAGGAGGGAAGAACCAUGGCAAACAUCCACUGGGCUGCAAUACAUGUACCUGUAUUCCGCUACUUUGUGUAAAAACGCUAUGCAAACCUAUCCGGGCAUAACUCUUCCACAUGUUGGUGCUGUGGGUGUGAACUUCAAGUUAGGACUUGCAACGUUUAACACUGGAUAGAUAUGUCAGCUUUAUAACUCUGGUGUUUUUUAUCUCGUCUGUUCUGGAUGCAGUUAUACAAUAGUCGGCAGUGAAAAUGCAUGUGUUUAAAAGCGAAACGAAAAAAUAUACGCGUUUACGCUGAGUCACAACGGGACGAAAAUAGACAUUGCUUAACAACAGGACUUUCGAUUGUCACCGUUUUAAUACAAGUUCAUUUCUAGUGCAAUAUGGAAACUUGUGAGAUAGCGGUCGAUCAAGAUCAAAACCAAAACGAUACAAUCAAGACAAAAUCAUGUUUCGACAGGGCGUUUUCAUCUAUGACAGUGGACGAUGUGUAUGACAUCGCUAAAGUGGUCGGAUCAGAAGUGGAGAAACUCAUCGACAGCUACGGAAAGGCGAGUGUGGAGGGUUUGGUGUCUCACAUAGUGAAGGUGUUGGAGCUCUUGGAGAGUUUCGCGGCAAGAAAUCAAGCUCAUAAAUGUAAAGAAGAGGAACUAUUAAAGGCCUUUGAAACGCUACAGGUACAACAGCAGAAGAAACGACAUGUGAAGAACUGCGAUGAGACCAGAGUCAACGCGGAGAGUCAUGACUGGCAUCAGAAAGAGCAGAGACUGAAGCAGACUGUAGAUGGGUUGCAGGCUCAGGUUCUUCAGCUCAAGGAAGAGAACCAGGAGCUUCUAAACCACUUGCAAUGUACACACUCCAAAGAAGAUCGGACACAGCGUCAGGAAAGAGAGGUGAUGCUCAAGCUGAAGGAAGUGGUAGAUAAGCAGCGCGAUGAGAUACGAGCGAAAGUUCAGGAGAUUUCCACCAUGUCCAAAGAAGUUGAAGCGCUCCAGGAGCAGCAGGACCGGCUAAUGAAGAUAAACACAGAGCUCAGACACAAGCAGAACAUCUUACAGACUCAGAUGAAGAGCGCAGUGGAGAGGAGGGCCGACCUGGAGACUGACGUUUGUGAGAAACAGAAGGAGAUAGAGCGCCUGACCUUACAGCUGGAGAAAGCCAGCGUGCUUACUGCUGCUAACAAUAGUUCAGCCAUUGACCUCACAGAUAAGAUGAUCAUUGACUUGAAGGAUCCAAAUCGACCGUGUUUUACCAAGCAGGAAGUACGGGAUAUGCUUUAUGAGAGGAAUGAGUUGAAAGCCAAUCUCUUCCUGGUGAAAGAGGAGCUUGCUUAUUACCAAAGGGAAAUCCUGAAUGACGAGAGAUGCCCAGGUUUCUUACUUGACGCUGUACGCUCUGCCAUAAAGAAACAGAGGACCGUCAUCAAGUCUAAAAUGCUUGGCAUACCUGUUAGCGAAUGCAGCACAGAUGAGACAGAUGGUCCACUGUUUGAAAGGAGCGUAAAUGAAGACAAUGACACCGACAGCACUGACGACAGGCCCCAAGAGUCACGCAUCAGAAACCUAUUUGGCUUCCUGACACUCUCCAGUAUUACUAGGAGCUCUGGUUCCCAGACCUCCGGCCUUCCCAUAUCCAGCUCCACAUGGGAAAUCAUCAAUCCAGAUGAGCAGGAAGAUGAGGAGACACAAUCCCUCCACUCCUCGUGAGAACAAGCCCACAUACUGUAUCACUCAAUCUCACCCACCAGAGACUGCUUGUCUAGAUUGUAGGCAGCAUCAGAAAUUAACUUGAGCCCCCUAGAGUUGAUUUUCUGGGGCAUCAGUCCUGAUUCAUUUUUAACCUUUGUUGGAAAAAGAGAAUGGAGAUUUUUUUUUAUUAAAUGUUGUUGAUCUUAUUUAGGUUUUAAACAAGGAAAUGGGCUGAAGAUUGUAUUGAGAGAAAAUGAUUAACAGUGUAAUGGGUUACAAACACGGUAUUGUAAUAGUUGUAAUAGUUGUUGCCUGUGCAGUCAAAAAAAAAAAUGUUUUUUUUUAAAUAAGUUAACUUUUGUUAACUUACCCGAUAGAGUAGUGACUGAUGGUCAUUCAAGUGCCGGCCUGAAGAUUGGACUGUCAGUCACAGAAUACUUGUUACUUUGGUGAAGUGUUCAUUUUUUAUGUUAAAUAUGUUUUACUAUACCAGUUUAAUAUGCAGAGACAACUAUAAGUAAGCCAUUUGUAUAGGUUGUCUGCCCCAAAGAAUGGUUUUGUUCGUUUUUAAAAAAUUGCUCUGUUUUUUGUAGUUUUUUUUUGAGCAGGCCUAACAACUUCUGCCUCAUCCAGUGGUGUGCAUUUGGGGCAGGACUAUCUGUAAUAAGAUGUUAGCGGAGAAGGAUAUAGCUAAAGGCUGAGCUCCAAAAAGGCGCAGGAGCGGCAAAUUGCCAGAAAAGAAAUACAGAGCCCCUAACCUAACCCUGUCCCUAACCCUAACCGGAUGUGGAAGUGUUGCCCUCUCUUGUAGCUGGCCCAACCCCCUUCUGAAGUAACCCCGUCCCCAUCUGGAGUUACCCCACCGUCUUUUGGAGAUUCCGCUUCUAUUCGGAGAUCUCUGGUCUGCAGCUGUACCUACUUGGUUUUAAUUGACUAGUUUUCUGCGAUGGGCGAAAGAUGCCAUCCGUUGUUCCUGGCAGGCUACUCUGCCUUACAGACUCCAUAUGGUUAGGUUUAAGGUGAGGGCAGGGGCGGGAUUAGGGUGUCUGCUUCCUGCCAGGAACAGACUGUGGCCCCUAGGUACAAUGGGCCUAGUUUUCUGAAUAAUGGAAGAUGGGCAGGGUGGUAGAAGUGUUUGGGAAACCUGUCUGGAAACAAUCCUUAUUUUUGCAAUUCUGUUUCGAGCAACUAGUGGCACAGAAAUGACAUAUAUCACCUUGAAAGACUGCAUACUGGGAGAACUUAAAAACAAUUGGAGCGAUGUGCAGUGUUUUAAUAAUCAUAAUGCACCUGGCACUAGUGCAUUAUUGACCACAGAUGUCAAGGUAGACUCGUUUCUAAUUUGCUCUUAAGGUACAGAGAAUUUUAGCAGUUAUUUUUUUAUAGAGUAUAUUUAAUAUUGAUUUUAACCAAAGAUACUGGUAUGUAUUUCCGUCACUAUCAGUGAUAAUCACAGUGACCCUUUUAUGUCACAAGGGGGCAUUAGAGUAUUUUUCCACUAUUUUUUUCUUAGAAAACAUUUGCUGUCCCUAAUUAAGUGUCAGUUUUGUAUCUUUUUAAAGGAUGCUUUUAGCAUGCCCAUGUGUAUAAUUCUGAUUUUAAAUAUUUUAAUUAAUUAGUAGGUGACUAAAUAAUUUGCAUCCAACAUUUGGUUACAUUAAUCAAUGUCAGCACUGUGGAGCUCUGAGUCCAUUUGUUCAUGUAAACUCAUGUUGACCUGAUGUUAAAAAGCAAUAAAAACUGUGUAAGAAGAAAAGAAUGCAAUGCCUAAA
Messenger RNA from Myxocyprinus asiaticus (Chinese sucker), 3469 nucleotides. RefSeq names its product RILP-like protein 1. The coding region runs from base 393 to 1715 and encodes 440 amino acids. The transcript is spliced from 8 exons. Lineage: Eukaryota; Metazoa; Chordata; Actinopteri; Cypriniformes; Catostomidae. Gene Ontology annotation, molecular function: protein dimerization activity. The record is from RefSeq and is a predicted model, not a curated record. Gene Ontology annotation, cellular component: ciliary basal body; cytoplasm. Gene Ontology annotation, biological process: cilium assembly.